Molecule: messenger RNA, 5486 nt
Organism: Micromonas pusilla CCMP1545
Lineage: Eukaryota; Viridiplantae; Chlorophyta; Mamiellophyceae; Mamiellales; Mamiellaceae
Exons: 2
Coding region: 132-5486 (1784 amino acids)
Biological process (GO): DNA-templated transcription; regulation of DNA-templated transcription; chromatin remodeling
Cellular component (GO): nucleus; chromatin; HIR complex
Molecular function (GO): nucleosome binding; protein binding
Source: RefSeq, a predicted model, not a curated record
CGCGAGCACGCACGGAUCCGGCGUCGGACCGCGCGCGUCUCCCUCGCGUCGUCGAUCCGUUCCCCUCCCGCGGCGCUUCCGCGCGAAGGGAGAGUAAACCCAGGGCGCACGCGAGCGCGCGCGGAGACGUCAUGGUGCUCAUCUACAAGCCCGAUUUCGUGAAGCACAGCGACGGCGCCCCAAUUUUCAGCGUCGAUUGUCACCCCGAUGGCUCGCGCAUGGCGACCGCGGGCGGGGACCAGAAAGUCAAAGUCUGGAACCUCAGCGCGGUGAAGAGUCGCGACGUCGAGGGCGACCCGAACGUCCCGAAGAUCCUCGCGACGCUCUCGGACCACUUCAACACGGUGAACUGCGUGCGAUUCAGCCGAAACGGCCGAUUCCUCGCGUCCGGGUCCACGGACACGCAAGUGUUCCUGUACGAGAAGCGCCCCGGCCCCGGUCGCGCCGCGUUCGGGAGCAGCGACGAACCUAACGUGGAGAACUGGGUCAACGUGAAGAACCUGAAAGGCCACGUCUCGGACGUGAUCGACAUCGCGUGGGCGCCGGACGACUCGAUGCUCGCGUCGUGCUCGCUCGAUAAUUUGGUGAUCGUCUGGGAUCCCGUCACCGGGCAGAGGGUGAAGACCCUGAAAGGGCACAACUCGUUCGUGAAAGGCGUCGCGUGGGACCCGAUCGGGAAGUUUCUCGCGUCCCAGGCGGACGACAAGUGCUGCAUCAUCUGGAGAGUCGACGACUGGAGCAUCGUGUCGAAGGUCACGGAGCCGUACCAGUCCUCCAUGGGCGCGACGUUUUCCCUGAGGCUGUGUUGGUCCCCCGACGGCAAGGCCGUGACGACGUGCAACUCGUACAAAAAACCGAGUCACACCGCCUCGGUGCUCGAAAGAGGCGACUGGGGGAGCAAGUUCGACUUCGUCGGACACAAAGGCCCGGUCGUGACCGUGAGGUUCUCCCCGUCUCUGUUCAAACCUGGCGGCGAGGACGCGGCGGCGGGGAAGAAGAAACCGCCGCACACGGUCAUCGCGUGCGGAUCUCAGGACUGCAAGAUGACCGUCUGGGCGACGAACCGACCGAAGCCGGUGUGCAUCGUGAAGACGAUGUUCACGCAGUCCGUCGUGGACACGUGCUGGUCCCCCGAUGGGUACUCGCUCAUCGCGUGCAGCACGGAUGGCACCAUCGCGGUGUUCACGUUCGACGAGGCGGAACUCGGCGUGGCGAUGAGCGACGCGGACACGCGCGCGUUUUUGAACAAAGAGUACGGGGACUUGCGCAAACGCGGGCCGAUAUUGGAGGACCCGAGCUUGUUGCAGUACGAGCAAGCGGCGACGCCGACGAAGGCGCUGCCGCCCGCGACGAAAGCGCCGGUCCCGGCGCCGGCGACGAACGGCGCAGCGAGCGGGAAGGCGCCGAAGCGCAUCGCGCCGACCGCGCUCGGAGGCCCCGCGACGAAUAGCAACCUCGCGCCGUCGCCGUCCGCGCCGGUCCCCGCGCCCGCGGGCCCGCCGACGUCUGAGAUUCAGCUCGAGACGAGAGGGAGCGACGGGAGGCGGAGGAUCAUGCCGGUGCCGCAGGGCGGCGGCGCCGCCCCCGCCCCCGCGGGCGGCGCGCGACGCAUCACGCCCGCGACGACGAACGGCGCGUUAUCAGGGAUGGGAUCCCCGCCCGCGAUGGGCGGGUCUUCAGCGCUGAAGCGGAGGUUAGAGCCGACAGCGAUGGGCGGCGUCAACGGGUUCGAUAACCCGAACAAACGGAUGAUGACGUCGCACGAGCACUCGAGGGGCGCCGGGGACUCGCGCGGGGGGGGCGGAUACGGCCCGCCCGUGAUGAUGCUCGCGCCCGGAGGACACGCCGGCGCGGCGUCGUUACCCACGCGCGCGAUUCCGAUCACGCUGCACUGCCAGCUCGAGUCCGGGAGAGACGCGAGGGAUCCGUUCGCGGCCGCGGCGGCGGACGGCGCGACCGUCGGGGAGGACUCCCUCGGCGCGGCGGACGCGCCCGUGAUGUUGGAAGCGAAAAACGGCGAGCGGCACUGCGACUUAAUCUGCAGCGCCGCGGGGGUCGUGCGGUGGACGGAUCGCUGCGCGGAAUCGCGCGCGACGCACCUCGUGGGAUCGCCAAAGUUCGCGGCCGCGUUCUUCGAGAAUGGCACCGUGCAGCUGUACACGCCCGCGGGACGACGCGCGAUGCCGCCGCUCGUCUUGCCCGGCAAAGCCGCGUUCGUCUCCGCCGCCGCCGGGCGCCUCGUCGCCGUCUUCAGCGAGUGCACGCUCCUCGUGUGGGAGCUCGGCGUUCCAGGGGAGGAGCGCGAGGUCGCGAGGGAGUCCGUGGCGCCGCUGCUCACGGGCCCGAGAGCGCCGCCGGCGCCGCCGAUGAUCGGCGUGCGGCUCGCAAAGUGCGGCUCCCCGAUCGCGCAAUUCGCGGACGGGCACUCGUACGUGUUCCACGGCAAGUUGAAGUCGUGGGCGCGCGUCGCGGACCACUCGUUCCCGAGGAGCGAGUUCACGACGCGCCUGCGCAUGCCCGGGGCCGCGGGCGGGGAGCUUCACGCGCUGCAGAUGGCCGCCGCGAGGGCGUCCAUCGGGAUGGGUCCGAGCGCGUUGCUGAGCGGCGGCGCGCCCGCGCCGCGACGAGAGACGGGACGGCACCUCGAGUGCUUGAUGGCGUCCGCGGACAUCCUCGGGUCGUCCGCGGAGUACCGGUCGUGGCUGAAGGCGUACGUCCGGCACCUCGCCGCGGAGGGCGCGGAGGACCAGGCUGUCGGGCCGCUGCGGGAGCUGUGCGUGUCCAUGCUCGGGCCGCUGAGCGGCGGCGGCGGCGGCGGCGGCGCGGACGGCGAGCCGGACGGGCCGGCGACGCCGGGGGACGACGACGCGCCGGGCGGCGACGGCGCGUGGGUCGCGUCCGUGGCUGGCGGUCUGAAGAAGCGCGACCUUCUGCGCGAGGUUGUGUUCCCGGCGUUGGCGCAGAACCGCGGGUCGCAGAGGUUGUUGGGAGAGUACGCGGAACUUCUCACGGAGGCGGACAAACGCGGCGUACACUUCGCGAAGAUGGAAAACGACGCCGGGAGCGGUCCCGCGACCGCUCGCGGCGGAUCGCCGUCGAUGGAUGCGCAUGUCGCGACGAUCGCGCGUCCCGAGGACCCGGUCGACGCGAAGCGACGACGAUUGGACGCGCCCGCGUCCGCGCCGACGCCGAGUUCGACGCCGAUCGCGGAGGACGAGGACGACGCGACGCGGCGGCGAUCGAGCGAGGGCGCGGGACCGAGCGCGGACGCGCGACCGGCGACCGCUCGCGACGCGCGCGCGGUCGACGCGAACGACGACGCCGAGAUGAUCGCGAGAAGGCCACCAUCCGGACGGACCGACGACGACGCGUCCGCGCUUCCCCCCACGCCGCGGUGGCCGUCGAACCCGUCCGAGCUCCGAGACGCGCUCUCGCGCCGCCGCGUCCUGGACCCUCCGCGAGGAUUCAAACCCGCGGAGGUCCCGCGCGCGCUCCUCGCGGGGCUCCCCGUGUCUUUCGUCCUGACGCUCCUGCCGCACGGAUUCGCGCUCGGAAAACCGCGACCGGACGUCGCGACGCCGCCGCCGCCGUUCCGCGACGCGCUCGCGACGAUCGGCGAGCGCGCGAUUGUUCACCCGUACGAUCGCAGCUCGAGGGCGCUUCUGCAGGCGAUCGACGCCGGGCGGCUCCCGCGCGCGCUGCUCGACGGCCUCCCGCUGCGAUACGUCGACGGCGCGGCGUUGGCGGAGGUGCACGACUACCGCGCGUGCGGCGUCCCAGGCGAGGUCGCCCUCGGCGCCGCCGUCGCGACGACGAGAGGGGGGCGGGCGACGUGUAAGUGGCGCGUCGCGGUGUUGCACUCCACGAGCGCGACGGUGGCCGCGGACGCGGAGGAGAUUUGCGGGCAGUUGGACGUCGCGGCGCCGGCGGACGGGGCGGGGUACCGACGCGUCGACGACGACGGCGGCGGCGGCGGCGGCGGCGGCGGCGGCGGCGCGACGCGCGAGAAGAGCGCGCUCGGGAUGAUGAUGAAGAAGAAGAAACUCACGGACGCGGACGCCGCGGCGGCGCACGCGGCGCAGCUCGCGAGGCGGUUCGCCGUCGAGGGCGCGUUGUUAAAAGCGACGUCCGCGCCGCUGUGUUUGGACCCGUCCCUGAGAGUCGCGGCGGAGCGACGACGCGCGCACGCGGCGGCGUACCACGCCGCCGCGCCGUUCGGCGGCGUCCCCGCGACGUUGCUCUGGUCGACGCGGACGCGGACGCCGCCGCGCGCGCCGAGCGCGGAGGAACCCUUGUCGUUGUGUGGGGAGAAACCGAACGUCCAGCGGUGGCUCGCCGCGGCGCCGGCGCUGGAGUCCCCGCCGCCGCCGCCGUCCGCGGCGGCGCUCGAGAGCGCCGCUCGCGCGGAGGACGGCGAAGACGCCGCGACGUGGGCGUCCGACACGGGCGCGCUGUGGGCGUCCACCGGAGACGCGGAGGAGAAACCGUACGCGGACCCUCUGAACGGACGGACGGUGUGGGGGGACGCGAUCGACGCGACGGCGACGGCGGCGGCGGCGACGGCGGCGACGACGGCGAUAAAACCCGAGUCGACGACGGCGACGGUGAAAACCGAGACCGAAACGACCGCGGUACCAUCGAUCGCGCGCGACGACGACGACGAGUACGACGAGACCGACAUCGGCGCGGACGAGAGGAACGCGGGCGUUCUCCGCCUGCGCACGGCGACGAGAAUGGAGGCGUGGAAGACGCUCGCGGGAGACGGCGCGAGAGCCGCGGACGCCGCCGCGAAACGCGAGGAGAAGAAGGUUUUCGCCAAAGAGCGCGAGGACGCGGGACGACGCGCCGUCGCGAGCGUGACCGCGGCGGGCGUGAACGGCGUCGUGAGCCCCGACGCGAUCGCAGAGGCGACGCUGAAGAAGACCGAGAGCGAGCAGCCGAUCACGAUGAAGCAGCGGUACGAGGCGGAGUGGUUGAGGUUCCUUCCCGCGGAUCAAGCGAGUCGCGUGCGACCGUUGCGAUACGCGGGGGUGGCGUACCCGGACGGACCGCCGUCCCCGCGAGGGCACGACGGCGACGACGACGGCGACGACGCGCCCAGGGGGAUUCGCGCGGACUCUGAGGUGAAGUUCCAGAUCGACGUCGGCCCCGGCGCGGUCGACGCCGCCGCGGACGACGACGGGAGAGACGACGGGACCAUCGUCGAGCUGCCGCCGUUUCGAGGCGAAGACGCGGGGAAGUUUAUGCUCGAAUUUCACAAGCUCGCGGCGCGGGAGGGUCUCGCGCACUAUCACCACGGCGUCGAGACGGACGGCGGGCGAGCGAAAUUCGUGGGGAUCACGCAGCAGCAUCGGCGGAAUUCUGAAGCCGCGGCGGCGGCGCGGGCGCAGCAGCGCUCGAGCCCGUUAUCGGGACCGCCGCCGCCGGAGGCGAUCACGGAUACGCACCCGGAGCCGCCUCGAUUCGACUCGCCUGGGAUUCAUUAG